Molecule: messenger RNA, 3487 nt
Organism: Canis lupus familiaris (dog)
Lineage: Eukaryota; Metazoa; Chordata; Mammalia; Carnivora; Canidae
Gene: UVRAG
Product: UV radiation resistance associated
Exons: 15
Coding region: 194-2293 (699 amino acids)
Biological process (GO): SNARE complex assembly
Cellular component (GO): endosome; lytic vacuole
Molecular function (GO): SNARE binding
Source: RefSeq, a predicted model, not a curated record
GUGGUGGGGGUUGCACUGCGGUAACAUGGCUCUUCCUUAGCCAGCGGCGGUGGCGGCCGGAGGUGGGGUAGAGCGGUCCUGCCUCUCCGGCGGCGCGUCCCCGAGCUGCAGGGGUCCGGCGGGUCGAGGCUGGGCGGUGGUGGCGGAUGCCGGAGGAGCGCGGGCCCCGCCGCUUGGCGGCCCCUGGGUCACGAUGAGCGCCUCAGCGUCGGUCGGGGGCCCGGUGCCCCCGCCGCCCCCGGGCCCGGCCGCCUCGCUGCCCCCCGGUUCCGCCGCGCGGGCCCUGCAUGUGGAGCUGCCCUCUCAGCAGCGACGUCUUAGACACCUUCGGAACAUUGCUGCCCGGAACAUUGUUAAUAGAAAUGGCCAUCAGCUCCUUGAUACCUACUUCACGCUUCACUUGUGUAAUACUGAAAAGAUAUAUAAAGAAUUUUAUAGAAGUGAAGUGAUUAAGAAUUCCUUGAAUCCAACGUGGCGGAGUCUCGAUUUUGGAAUAAUCCCGGACCGUCUUGAUACAUCCGUGUCUUGUUUCGUGGUGAAGAUAUGGGGUGGAAAGGAGGACAUUUACCAGCUUUUGAUUGAAUGGAAAGUCUGUUUGGAUGGGCUGAAAUAUUUGGGUCAGCAGAUUCAUGCCCGCAACCAAAAUGAAAUAAUUUUUGGGUUGAAUGAUGGCUACUAUGGUGCUCCGUUUGAACAUAAGGGAUAUCCAAAUGCUCAGAAGAAUAUUCUUCUUCAGGUGGAUCAGAACUGUGUUCGCAAUUCUUAUGAUGUUUUCUCUUUGCUGCGGCUUCAUAGAGCCCAGUGUGCAAUUAAACAGACUCAGGUAACUGUUCAGAAAAUUGGAAAGGAAAUUGAAGAAAAGCUAAGGCUCACAUCUACAAGCAAUGAACUGAGAAAACAAACUGAGUGCUUGCAAUUAAAAAUUUUGGUGCUUCGAAAUGAACUGGAAAGACAGAAGAAAGCUUUGGGACGAGAGGUGGCAUUACUGCAUAAGCAACAAAUUGCAUUACAGGACAAAGGAAGUGCAUUUUCAACUGAGCACCUCAAGCUCCAACUCCAGAAGGAAUCCCUGAAUGAAUUGAGGAAGGAGUGUACUGCGAAAAGAGAGCUCUUUCUGAAGACUAAUGCUCAGUUGACAAUUCGUUGCAGGCAAUUACUAUCUGAGCUUUCCUACAUUUACCCUAUUGAUUUGAAUGAGCAUAAGGAUUACUUUGUAUGUGGUGUCAAGUUGCCCAAUUCUGAGGACUUCCAAGCAAAAGAUGAUGGAAGCAUUGCUGUUGCCCUUGGUUACACUGCGCAUUUAGUCUCCAUGAUUUCCUUUUUCCUACAAGUACCCCUAAGAUAUCCUAUAAUUCAUAAGGGAUCUAGAUCAACGAUCAAAGAUAAUAUCAAUGAUAAGCUGACUGAAAAGGAGAGAGAGUUUCCAUUAUAUCCAAAAGGAGGGGAGAAGUUACAGUUUGAUUAUGGUGUCUAUCUUCUGAACAAAAACAUAGCACAGCUAAGAUAUCAACAUGGACUAGGGACUCCAGACUUGAGGCAAACCCUCCCUAACCUGAAAAACUUCAUGGAACAUGGACUAAUGGUCAGGUGUGACAGACAUCACACCUCCAGUGCAAUCCCUGUUCCAAAGAGACAAAGCUCCAUAUUUGGAGGCGCAGAUGUAGGCUUCUCUGGGGGGAUCCCGUCCCCAGACAAAGGACACCGGAAACGGGCCAGCUCAGAGAACGAGAGACUCCAGUACAAAACCCCUCCCCCCAGUUACAACUCCGCGCUGGCCCAGCCUGUCCCCACUGGCCCUUCCAUAGGAGAAUCUGAGCAAAAGACAACAUCUCUGUCCUCCUCCUUGGAUACCUCCUUGGACUUCUCCAAAGAAAACAAGAAAAAAGGAGUCGAUUUGGGUGACAGAUUAAACGGAGGUCAUGUGGGUGUGAACACUAGCCAAGAACAAGAAGAAGCCCUCUCUGGGCAUCCAGCCACCGUAAACGGCACUGUGCUUCCCAGCGAGCAGGCGGGCUCCUCCAGCAUCCGGCUUCCGGGUGAGUUCCACCCGGUCUCGGAGCCCGAGCUCUGCUGUACGGUGGAACAGGCGGAAGAGAUCAUCGGGAUGGAGGCCACCGGCUUCACCUCGGGCGACCAGCUAGAAGCCUUUAACUGCAUCCCGGUGGAUAGUGCCGUGGCGGUGGAGUGUGACGAGCAAGUUCUGGGAGAAUUUGAAGAAUUCUCCCGAAGGAUCUAUGCACUGAACGAAAACGUGUCCAGCUUCCGCCGGCCACGCAGGAGUUCUGAUAAGUGACGUGAGCAGCCAGCCGGUGGGAGCAGGACAGAGGCGCUGCCUAAAAGGAGGCUAAAACUGCACUGGUUACCCCUUGUAAUAAUUAUGACACAAAAUGAAUAUUAGUGGAGGAUAUUCCUCAGAAAAACAGACUUUGUAAAUCAAGGAGGGACUCAGGAUCAUUGUGUAUCAGUGGGCCAGACAAAGUUAGGUUUUGCUUGCAAGAUGUGCUUUUCAGGCCUGAUGAUUGUUUUAAGACAAAAGUCAUUCUCUAGCUCGAGUCACCUUAUAGGUAUUUGUCUGCUUUUGAAUUUACAUUUCUGUGUUAUGCUCAGAGGGGAGAUGAUAAUAUAUAAAUAAUAUAAUAAACUCACCUUUAGUUUCUCAUAAGCAUUUGCCCUCACCGUCGUUUAUAAAAGCUUGGGAAGACCAAAUAUUCCAAAAAAGAUUUUCUCCAUUUACUGAAAGGAUCUUUGACCAUCCAUGAGUUUGAUGAAUAAGAAGCACAAUGGUCUCCUUACACCUGGCCUCCCUGCCUCUGUCCCUUUUCACCCCAUCCGCUCCCCAACCUUCAUAGUGGAUGGGUUGUGCACCCUGAACACUGACGACAUCGGAUUCACUGGUUCUUGAACACAGUGGCCAGGACCUUCUGUCUCCUCAGCUCAGCCAUACCUUUGAUGUAACCAUUAAAUUAAAGGAAAAACCUCAUUUCUGGUAGAUCCCAGGGGACACUCCAGGACCCCCGUGGUUACAACAGUGAGAUGGCAUCCAGUCCCUCCAGGGGCCAGAUUUCUUAUGUGGGCGGAUGCUGCAGUCAAAAACCAGGCAUGCUCUCUGCCAAUGCACUUACCAGACAGAAAUACCUGUAUGUAAAUUCCAUGCUAAUUUAUUAAAUUUCAGUUGGAAAGGAAGGUGCUGGAUAUGAUGUAUCAUCUGGAGAGUCAGACUGAUGUACAGAGCUUGAGGCAAUCAUAAUAGUUGGAUGAAAAGGCUUAGAUGAGGCAUAGAUACUAUUGGUAUAUGUGCAGGCUCAUUCAUAGUAAAUUAUGUUCUUGAAGUCCGAUUUCAUUCCUGGAGCUCAGAUCUCAUUUGCUAUUAUUCUAUACUUUAUAUACCCAAGGACAUUGCCUCAGGGUUGCAAGCUCUUUAAGGAGAAAUUUAUGCAUAUAUCCAUGUAUUGUAUAGAAGAAUAAAAACUGAAUUUACUUCACUUGA